GAUCAAUAUGGUCAGAGAAGUGAGUGAGGAUGGCACAGAUAUUGAUCGAGAUUGCCGACGAGAGCUACAGGUGAUGCUGUUCCUCGGCAUCAAGGCAGAGAUCCAAGCUGUGGACAACACAGGAGACAUGUCGCGAUGGCUCGAUGGGCACAUGAGAAGCGCAUGAUCUGCCCCAUUCACGACUUUGAUUCCUCUUGGAGUUUCUUUGGGUUCUGUGUGUUGUUUUGAGAGUUGAUCUUAGGUUUUUGGCUGGCGCAAGGCAACUAGUGACAUGAGAGGAGGAACCGUGCGGAGUGCGCAUCUCAUAUUUUAACACUGUACCUCCACACACAUCACCCGAAAAUUUCUACUUCACUUUCAAGACUCAUUUCAGGUCCUCAGACAGCACUCACAAAAUCUCACCGAAAAUGGCACCCAAACUCUCAGAAGAGGAGAUUGAUGAUCUCAUUUACUUUUCAAGAGCCGGCGAGCUCGCUGAUCUCGAAGAGACGCUCAAGUCCCUGUCGGAGCGUGAAGGCGCCUCCGUAGGCGAGGUCAUCACCGCCGCCAAGGAUGAGGGCAAGUCGACCUGCCUGCACAUGGCUGCCGGCAACGGUCACCUCGAUAUCGUAAAGGCGCUCAUCACGGCAUUUGAUGGCCGUCCCGCAGACGAGAAGAAGGCCUACGUCGACGCCGCUAACGAGUUUGGCAACACGGGCCUGCACUGGGCGUGCCUGGGCGGCCACCUCGAGGCCGUGAAGUACCUCGUCAACCACGGCGCUUCCCCUGCGGUGGCCAACAACAAGGACCAGAUUCCUCUCGACUCUGCGCUAUUCAACGACAAGCGGGAGGUGGCGGACUGGUUCCUGGCGCAGUCUGAGAAGAUGGAGGGCGGAAACCAGGAGGAAGGGCUGAGCGGUGCCGCGGCAGGUAUUGAGAUUGAGGAUGAUGGUGCCGUCGAGGAAUACAAGGACAAGGAUAAGGCUGGCGAGAGCAGCAAGACUUCAUAGAUGGGAUCUGGCUUAUGAGUUAAAGACAAAAAAUCAAAUGAGUGAACGACUUUUGAUGACGCUCGAGGGGGCUCCUAUGCUG
This is a messenger RNA of Colletotrichum phormii, 1071 nucleotides long. Its product is annotated as ankyrin repeat-containing domain protein. Gene Ontology annotation, cellular component: nucleus. Gene Ontology annotation, molecular function: transcription cis-regulatory region binding; protein binding. NCBI's taxonomy places the organism in Eukaryota, Fungi, Ascomycota, Sordariomycetes, Glomerellales, Glomerellaceae. Bases 408 to 989 code for a protein of 193 amino acids. The transcript is spliced from 2 exons. The record is from RefSeq and is a predicted model, not a curated record. Gene Ontology annotation, biological process: positive regulation of transcription by RNA polymerase II.